UGAGCACCCGCAAAUGGGUCACAAGAUCGCAUCACUCGCCAUGGCCAAACGACGGUUUGUCGAUCAGUACUGGAAGGGCAAAAUACGUAUGUCUGUGGAGCUACACAAAUAUACGCAUUGAACAGGGCAAAAUAAUACUUCCUCACACACUAAAGUCGCAACGAUCGGUGUAUAAUUAUUCUCGUUUCGCCGCACUCUGUGUGCUGCCGGUUGAACACACCUAACCUUGCCCCGGCUAGAGGUUGUGCCACCGUUUUGCCCAAAGUCUCGUCCAAACUUGUGUGUGGCUGAGGAAGUAAUUUAACUACCGGUGCACUGCGGUCCGGUACCCGGCAAGGGCACUUUAUUAUGACGUAUUGCAUAUCUACGGGUACAGCGUCUGACGCUGGCUAAAUCUUACACCCGUGUACUGUACAUUGAUCACGAUCCGACGCACUCUAUGGCCAACUUCAUCGAUGAAGAAGGCGGAAUACCUGCCUAGACUGUUCUAUUCCACCGCUACUUAGGCGCCACUAUAAUUUUACCCCAUUCGAGGAACAAUCUACAUUUAACCCACACCAACCAAAAAAAAACACAUCCACAGGUAGCAGAGCACCUAAGCCGUCAAAUACUGCUGAUCGUCCCUGAACCGGACUGUGAUGAUGGUCGACAGAAGACGUGGUGGUUUAUUUUCAUUUAUUCACUGCUCGAUUUGCGCCGGUGCUAGAAGUUUUUUUUACGUUAGUACAGAGGAAAUAAACUAUUUCGGGGGAUAACUGAAGCCUAGUGGACUAAUGUCUGAUCGGAGAGGAAUACAUACAGGAUGCGGCGACACGUGCAUAGUUUGCGCUGUUGUAUCUCGACCUGACUGGGAGCUUCAUGAUCAGGCAUUUCACGUACUGGUCGACAGUCUCUGUUUGCUUCCGAAUUCACUCACAUUAAGUGAUCCCGCGCAACAUUUGUUGGAGUUUCUUGUGGGGACAGAAAAAGUGUGUAGUGUGUUGUCCGUAGCUCAUAUAAUUAUCAUCGGAGUCUGUCGGAUGUGAUGGUUCCACUUUUCAACUCUGAAUGAAGGGGUAUUAGUACAGCUUAUCUAGCAGGUCUGCAGCAAGUGUCGCUUUCUGUCAUCUAUCAAAAAAUACCAUCACUCUACUCUAGUCGUCGGACGGUUUUUGGUUCGGAGGAUGAAGGCGGCGUUAAAUAUGGACAGUUGUCAACCGAACCUCGUCACCUAGGGACACCGAAAUUGUUGUGCGCCGUUCAUCGUGCAAGCAGAAGCGAUACCACUAAUGGGUCUUUCAACUACGAGUCGAAGAAGAACAACAAGCACUCGUCCUCUCUAUUGCUGAACCCAUAUUCGGAGAUUGCGAAAGCUAUAAAUUGAUUUGAAUCUAACGAAACGUGUAGCAGAGUGCCGAAUAAGUUCACGGGUGAUAAGCAGUGACAUCAGCGCAUUUUGCCGAAAGAGAGUCAUCAAAUAUUUCGGAGGACACUUUCCCACUCAACGCAACUAUAUAGACAGACAACUAACAAACCGUGUACGGCGUAGGCACCGGGCAGUCAAAACGACAAAAUGGUGUUAUCUUAGAACAGAUUUGCCUGAUAACAUCCCGGAACCAUCGAGCCUCGUGGAGUACGAGCAGGGGGAAAAACAAAAAAGAAAGGCCGCAAAUCACGGAUGAUACGUGGUCCUUUCGAACACGAACACGAGCUACACCAUGAGUCAGAAGACAUCAACGAGCGUUGGAGGAGGAGGAGCAGGUGGUGGCAAGACUAAGACAGUACCAUCGACGACUGUAGCAGCGACAACGUCUACGGGUGUCAGUCAAAAGCAGUCAGGCGAAGCAAUCGGUUCAACCGCAACGAUACCAUCCACAGAUGGAGCACGAACCAAGUCAGCACAUUCCUCGGUAAGAUCGUUAAACUUUGACGAUCCGGAGCUACUUCUACCGGUCGCGGGAUCGACAGCAGGACGGAAAACAGAGUCCGCACUUAAAGAACGUAAGGAUAGCAGUACGCUAGUGCAAAUGGGAUCGAAUUCGCUUGCCGCCAGUACGGUGAUUUCCGCCUCAAAGCCACCACAUUCGAAACCGCACGCCGAAGAAACGAAACCCGGUACAAGCCCCGGUACGAACCAAGUAUCGACGAUAGGCAGUCCAGCUAAAAUGGGUAUCAAAAAGUCAAUACCGCAUCAAGCUGCCUCACUGAAGCACGAGCAUCAUGAGUCGACGUUAUCGCCGGUGGCCGGUAAACCAACGCUGCUGAAGGCAUCCUCCGUACCGGCGCCAGGUUUCGUCGGUGCACCGGUUGCCUGUUCAUCGCCGCUGGGCGGCAAAUCAUCGGCCAGUGUUUCUCCGCAUCAUGUACCACCCGUGUCGCCGCAACCACUGGCCGCUCCUGUGAUAACGACGGUUGCCGCUGCCUCUCCCACGGCAACCGCCAUUGGUUCGCCGUUAGUCGGUACUACGGUAUCACCGGCCGCCGUUGUGAUGCGUACCUCUUCCGGCUCUAGCCUACACAAAUCGGCAUCAUAUCGAAAGUCAUCCUACAAACCGCAACACUCGCACUCGCUGCGCUAUUCCGGCAGUGGCAGCGAUAUCUCCAACUUGGUGCGCGUGCGCAACUCCACACUCGGCAAUUCCGCGCCAACGCUUUCGCUGAGCGCGAAAGAGAACGGUGGAUUCGGACUCGGAGGCCUCGGUGGUGGUAGCUUUUUUGCCGGUCAAAAGCGUCCCGCCUCGUCAUCGUCAUCGUCGGCAGCUGCAGCCGCUCGGAGUGCCGCCGUGGCCCGGCAUCGGCUGAGCUUCGUUGCGAACAUUUCGCCCCGAUCUCACUCACCCAUUCCCGCUAGUCCCAUCGAUAGUCCGCGCAUCAAUUCGCCCAGUAUUAUGCAGUUUCCGUUUAUGCCGAUCAAGCGGAUCGCUUCGACGGCUGCGUCGAAGAACUGCGACAGUCGGCGCUGGUCGGUCGCGUCGCUACCGUCGUCCGGCUAUGUGACGACACCCGGAAGCUCGAACAUUUCCUCGCAAUGUUCUAGCCAGGAACGGUUACACCAGUUUCCGGCCGUGCCGACCAACGACGAUCUGCAGCUGCUGUCGCUACAUUUCUCGUCGAACGAUAGCAAUCCGAGCUUGGUCGAAGGGCGUACCCAUCACAGUCACCAUCACCAUCAUGGCUACCAUCAGCACCAUCAGCAUCAUCCGCAUCAUCCGAUGGUACCGCCGGCGCACCAUCACGCAUUGCAGCAGCAACAGCAGCAACAUCUUCAUCAUCACCAUCACCAUCAUUCCCUGCCGGCAGGAGCCGUAACACAUCAACCAUACUCACACCAACAUCCACUGGCGAUGGGUGGCGCACCCAUUGCGCCGGUCAGUGGAGGAAUUUCUUCGUCGAUCUCACCACAGGCUGGUCUCGGAUCAGUCUCGGGCAGUGGUACGCUUUACCAACAACAGCAACCACUUAGCCUGCAAGCGCACGUGGGCUACCCACCAGGACCGGGAAGUGUAACAAAUCAACCACCCGGCCCCCAAAUCGGUCAGCUUCCACAUCAACACUGCCCGCUGAAGGCCUCCGUUGGAUCGUCCGGUUCGGGUAGCUGCGGCAGUGGUCCUACCGGAAAGGAUGAAAUGAACAACUUUUGUGGAUGUCGUUCACCGAUUCAUCGACCGCGAUCGCGUAGUCUCAGCAGUCCGAGCCAUUCGCCGAUUACCGAUAGUGAAAUCUCGAUCAUGAACACAUUCUACAAGGAGCGCUUCCCGAAAGCGACCCAACAGAUGGAGGAACGCUUAAGCCACUUUAUCAAUGAAAAUAAAAACAUCAUUAAUGAUAGCGCGCGCAAUUCGCAGCCGAUCGUACGAUUCGUGCAUCAUCAGGUGCUGGAAAUGGCUCGCGAUUGUCUGAACAAAUCGCAGGCGAAGCUGAUCACAUCGCGGUACUUCUACGAAAUGAGUGAAAAUCUCGAACGGCUGCUAAUGGAGACGCGCGAAAAAUCACCCGAAGCGGCACCGGAAAUUACGGGUGUGAUCAAGAAACUGCUUCUCAUAACCUCCCGUCCGGCACGGUUGCUCGAAUGUUUAGAGUUCGAUCCGGAAGAGUUCUACCGGCUGCUGGAGGUAGCUGAAGGUCAGGCAAAGGUAACGCAAGGCAUCAAAGCGGACAUUCCACAGUACAUCAUACAGAAGCUUGGACUAAACCGUGAUCCGAUCGCGGAGCUGCAGGAAGAACUCAACAUCGAAACGGCAUCACUGAAUUCAAGUGUGAAUUGUGCCGAUCUGGAGGAGGAAGCAGAACAGGAGGAGCUAGUUGAUCGACGGUCGCGAAUGCGUAGCAAUAGAAACGCACGUGCAGACGAUAGUGAGCUUGCGGAUGUCAACUCAUCGAUCGCGAGCGAUCACAUUUCCCGCGACGACAUGACCUGCUCUACACCAAAGGGUUCGGGAUCUUCAAGUUCGGCCGGUAAUAGUGCGGCCAGCAGUACCAGCAAUGUGCUGAAUAACAAUGCUGACCAGGGAACCGCGAUGGUAGGAGGUACGACGGGUGCUGGAAACUCUCCAUCAGCUACGGGAACGGCGGGCGCAGUAGGCAAGAGCUUUAAGGCACGUUCCAACAACGCAGUACCGAACGAGAAAGAUUUCGACAUACUGAAGCUAAUCUCGAACGGUGCUUACGGUGCCGUUUAUUUGGUAAAGCACAAGCAAACUCGUCAACGGUUUGCUAUGAAGAAAAUCAACAAGAACAGCCUCAUGCUGCGCAACCAAGUGGAGCAGGUGUUUGCCGAACGAGACAUCCUUAGCUUUGCCGAUAAUCCCUUCGUCGUUAGCAUGUACUGUUCGUUCGAAACGAAGAAACAUCUCUGCCUGGUGAUGGAAUACGUUGAGGGUGGUGAUUGUGCGACACUUCUGAAAAACAUCGGACCAUUGCCGUCGGAUAUGGCACGGUUCUAUUUUGCCGAGACGGUUCUAGCGGUUGAGUAUCUGCACAGCUACGGAAUCGUACACCGUGAUCUGAAACCGGAUAAUCUACUCAUCACCGCACUCGGUCACAUUAAACUGACGGAUUUUGGACUUUCGAAGAUGGGGCUGAUGUCACUCGCUACGAAUCUGUACGAAGGCUACUUAGACAGCGAGACGAGACAGUUUUCGGACAAGCAAGUAUUCGGCACACCGGAAUAUAUUGCGCCCGAAGUGAUCAUGCGCAAGGGCUACGGUAAACCGGUCGACUGGUGGUCGAUGGGCAUCAUACUGUACGAGUUCCUGAUAGGCUGUGUACCAUUCUUCGGCGAAACGCCCGAGGAGCUGUUCGCCCACACGGUAAACGACGACAUCGAGUGGCCGGACGAAGAUGAUUGGCCACUGCAGGAGGAGGCGAAGGAUCUUAUCACCGUGCUGUUGCAGCAGAAUCCUCGCGAUCGGCUCGGUACCGGUGGAGCGCACGAAGUGAAAGAACAUUGCUACUUUUAUGGGCUCGACUGGAACAAUCUGCUGCGCCAGAAGGCGGAAUUUGUGCCGCAGCUGGACAAUGAGGAGGACACGAGCUACUUCGAUACGCGCGUCGAUCGAUUCAAUCACGAGAUCUGUGGUGACGAUACGGACGAGAUGGAGGAUUCACCGCUGUUCGGAUCAUUUAGCUCGUACUCGCCGCAGUAUCGCAAGCAGCACAGUCUUUCGCAAGCGUCCAUCAAUUCUAGCGGCAACUUUGGUGGCAGUACCGGCAGUCGGAUAAGUGGCGGAAUUGGAAGCGAAAGUGGAUCAAUUGCUGCCGCAAUACCGUCGGUAGUUGUACCAUCGAAUGCUUCCACCAUACCGCAGGCUCCUCCGUCUUCUUCAUCUUCUGGAUCUUCCGUUCCGGAUGCGAUUGGUGUGUCGCGCGAGUCUGGAACGACGGUAAUGGUGAGCGGAUCAGCGAGUAGCAUUACUACACCUCCCACCACUAGCGUUUCUUCCACCAUGAAGCCCCAAACUUCCUCGGCGGUUGGAGAGUUAACGGCUGAAACACCGAGCAUCACCACUACAUCGUCGACGCUGGGAAAGCCACAGCUACCAAGUCUAUUCGAGGACGGUUACGACACGACACAUCAACGGCCAAACGAUAUCAGCAAGCUAAUCAUAACGCCAGAGCUGCGUAAGUUCAACAUAAACCCGUCGCGUUACAAGAUGCCAUCGACGCCCGAUCUCGACUAUCUGCCCGAACUGGCUACCCCGGAUCGGGAAGACUUCUUGGUCCAUCACGGUAUUAAUCUACGACCGAUGGCGGUCAAUGUUGGAGCGAUGCGUGCUGCUCCCAGCACUCCGGAAACACCCGAAACGAACAAACGCUUCAGCGAUUUCUAUCCACUUUCCUCGUUGAAACAGCUCAGCACGCCGGAAUCCUCCCAAACGGACAGUGACGAUGUGUCGCCGCAAAUACAGCGCAAGCGCAAGAUCGUGCACAAUCGCAUCUUGCCAAAGUUCUCGAUCUCGAUCGAGGAUGAUCAAAGUGGGCAUGAAACAUCCUCAUCCACGCCGUCCCAAAUCGUAACAUCGUCACCGUCGAGUUCGCUGCACAACCUAAGCGGCAGCAAUUCGCGCCACAUCGUAAAGUCGGCAUCAGCGCUCGGCCUCUCGCUAAUGACAUCAUCGGAUGAUUCGUCUUCGGCCGUCACCACCGCUGUCGGCCGAUCACUGGGUGGUGGUGGCAACAUAUCCCUAUCGGGUCGCAAUGCGACGGGAACGACCGCUUCCAACCUGUCCUCUUCCUCCGGCUGCAGUACGGGCGGUAUCGCAUCGUCCACGAUGCAUUCGGCGGGCAAUUGUUCCAGCACGGCCAGCUCGCGUGAUACCUCGCCCUGCCGAGAGCUGAGCCCUCUAGUCACCAACUUAAAGCCACCGCUCAUCAUCAAGCGUGGACCGCGUGGAUUUGGCUUUACUGUGCACACGAUACGGGUGUACUACGGCGAUACAGAUUUCUACACCAUGCAUCACCUAGUGAUGGCCGUCGAUGAGGGAAGUCCCGCAUUCGAAGCCGGUCUCCGUCCAGCGGAUUUGAUCACGCACGUUAACGGUGAGGCCGUGCAAGGGCUGUACCAUACGCAGGUACUACAGCUGCUGCUAAGUGGAUCCGAGCUGGUAAGUCUGCGGGCUACUCCGCUCGAGCAUACGAGCAUUCAAACGGGUGGACGCAAGCGUGAACCAUGGCAGAGUAAGUUUGCCAAGAAGUCAACACACAGCCGGCGUAAGCAAAAGAAAGACAAUGAGAAAAAGCGCAAAGCAUCACUGUUCCGACGGAUCAGCAGCAAGCGUGCCAGUGCGGAGAUGCAGCAGAUGGUCGCGGGAAUUCAAUCGCCAACGUCAGCCGUUCCGCCUAGUAGAAGCUUCCAAUCAUUGGCCCGAUUCCAGGGCAGUCAGCCAAACUUGCUGCAGCCGGGCAUUGGAGCGGUGGUUGGAUCUCCGGGUGGUUUGCCCGUUCCCGGUGCUAUUCCACACCCGGCCGGAAUGCAAUCGCCCGUCGGCGCACCAGGAGUGGGUCCCCUGCCACAGUCAACGUUGGCAGCAACGGGCAGUACUCCGGUGAACAGGUUAAGCCUCUCACCGUUAAACUCGGCCGGAACACUUUACAAUCCAACGCUUCCAUCGCCGGGAUCGCCGAGUACAUCCGCGCCAAGUACUCCGACUGGUAGCGGUACGCUCGGUUAUAACGAUGGUGCUCCACUGUACCAGCGACCGUCAACUUUGCAUGUGCUGAAGCACAAACUGCACUCAUCACCCUGUGCUAGCAAUAAGGCGCUUCACUCCGCAGCUGCUGCCGGUGGACGUCCUUCCAAUCGUCGGAAAUCGGCCGACCAUAUGCCACUGUCGCCGCUUGCCCGAACGCCCAGUCCGUCACCGUUGCCCGCUUCACCGACGCGUUCGUCCAGCCCGCUUGCAUUCCCAGUGGUACACCCGCUCGGUGCGUCAAACACAACGCAAUCGUACAGUCCCGGUGGACUUCCAACUGCCGCCGGUAUCGGCAUCGUAACUGGGCUGCCGUCCGCCGUCGUACCCGGUAUUGUGGCCGGUAGUAUUGGCGGUUCACCGAACCCACCAACGAAGAAAGGAUUCCCGCGGGCUAAGACAGCCGAACCGAGCUCCCCAUUGCUGCGUCGUGCGCUGUCUCCGGAUCGGUUGCAUCCACGUAGCGCCGCCGAAAGUAAGUGCGUUCUGUCGCCGCUCUGUUGCAACACUUCGCUGAAAACAACGCCCCGCACCGUGGCCGGUAUAUGGCGAUCGAAUCAAAACUCCACUAUUACGACCGCUGCUGGCAAUGGUGCGGCUGGUGGAUUGGGCGGUGUACAACUGACGGCGGCCUGUGGAGGCAACAUCACAGCGGAACCUUCCCUAGCGUCGGUGUCACAGAACAGCGUCAACAACAAUCCACAACCGGUGGCUGUAACGGCUGGUGCAGAAUCGCUGGCAACCACAGGCAAGGCACCGGGAGGAACUUCUGUUUCGCGCACUAACAAUAGUAUGGCGCCAUCUGGUGGGAAAGCUACGCCUCAGUCGGCGACAUCAGCGAACAGUGCCGCAGCUAAGGAGGAUCACAUCAAAUCGUCCGCGGAUAAGCUUGUGCCGCUGAUGGAGAAGAUGGCAAUCAAGGACGGGGAAGCGUCGAGUACGAUCAGCAUCAACAAUAAUGGCGGCGGUGGUAACAGUGUUAGUAAGAAAGCGAAAGAGUAAUUCGUUGCGCCAGCUUGUAAUGUGUGGAGCUGCAAAAACGGGGCAAACUGUAUUCUCUUUUAGAAACCGUUUUGGGAAGUUGUACGAGAUUUAUUUGAUCCACAGUAUGGAAUGAUUUAUGGAAAUUGUUUCCAAUAGCUAUGGGCGUUUAAUUACUGUGGUUUCGUGUUCCGUGAUGAAACAUAAAAGUGUGAUCGACAACGUUUUUGCUUUAGGUGUGUAUAUUUUAAAGAAAUAGUAAGCCCGGGUUCCGUUUAGCAUCUGUUAUGUUUAACAUUAUGUUAGCUUUACGUAUCUUUUUUUUUAGUAGUUCAUUAUCAUUAAUUUGUCUGCCGAAUCGCGAUAUAAUUAUUAUUAUUUUAUUACUAUUAGAUAUGUGUAUGAUUAUUAUUUUGUGCGUAAGAAUUGCAGCCCUUCCCCUUUCCCCCCCACAUGUAACACUGCUCAACAUUAUUUUAAAUGUCAUUUCAACUUGAUUUCAUCCUGUGCGCGAAAGCAAAGAGCAACAUAAAUAAAACCCAUAACGAAAUACAGAAUAUGUUUAGCCGCUGCCCCUCCAUAGUUUAAACGUCUCGUUGUGCGACAAUGUGGUGGUAAAGCGAGAUGAAGGCAUAUGACUGACUAACAGGUUUAUCAAUGUUUACGACGAAGAUUGAGGAAAUAAAACUUAUAAAUACGGAUCGACCGAUACGGAGCCUAUUUGUCGUUCGAAACCAUAAUCUUACUGUGUGAUAUCUUGAUUGCGUGAAGUCAGAAUGAUGAAUCCAAUAAAAUUAAUACAACCGUACGCAAAAACAGUGAACGUAUAAUUGUAAUGCAACAGCGGCGUGAAAACCCGUUCCGGAUAUUGAGCGUGGGAAAGAAAAUUGGCCCGUAGCGUUGUACUCAAUCGGUGUAAUAGACGUAAUGCAGGUGUUGCAAGCUAACAAAUCUGCACUAACUGUAGCCACUAUUUCCUUUCCAUUUGACGGAGGGGGAAAAAAAGAUAGUCUGUUUGAAGUUCACUUUUCACGAGGUGUAUGCAUCCAAUUGCGUGCUAAGUUUAGUUUACUGCAGCAAAGAAUUGAAGCACUCUAUUAGAACAAACAAACAAAAAUUCCAGCACAGCGACAGAGCAUUGAUUGAUGGUGAGGUAAACGAUAGAUUAGUUGCUACAAACGCAUUUCGUUGCUUGCAGCGAGGUGUUUCUGUUUAAUUCGCCCAAAAAACCCAACCAAAUCUUAGUCAGUCACGAACCCGAUAGAAAGAUUCUCAAAAGCAAAAGCACCGUUCGAUAAUAAAUGUCUCCCAUUUCGUCCUUCCAGCGUGUUUGCCACGUGUAUUUUCUUCAUUUUGCAUUGUUGCAUUUUAUUAUACAAUGGAUGAGAAACAAAAAUGGUACUUAUAGAAAGUUUGUUACAAUUCUCCCACUCCCCCCCCCCCCCCCAUACCGAUACCAUCGUAUGCAUGGGACAGUGCACACAACUUAGUAACGUAGCAAAACCAACAGCUAAAUGCAAUAUUCCCCACUUUUCCUUGAUGUGAAACUUUAAGAGGUAAUAUACCACAAACAAUAAUAAAAGAAUAAAAAAAACACACACCAGACAGACAAAUACAAGAAAUAAUACAACUCUUUAAAUAGUGCAAUAAUUAGUGAAACGGUGUGCAACAGUCAAAAUAGUGGAGUAAGAAAACAGAGUAGAUAACGCAAUAUCCACAAUCAAGUAAAAAAAAGAGAUAAAGCUACCACUUUAAUAAACAAAAGAAAAAACAAAACACUUUAAAACAAUAAUUCCAACAACUACAAAGAAAAACAAAAGAGCAUUAAACGUAAAGGGAGAAAAGUUUAUAUUUAAUGGUUUCCGAUAGUCUCGCGGUAUCCAUUACGCUGGCUUAUAGUGCAUAUUUGAAUAUUUGAAUAUUGUUGGUUGAUCGAUUGUUUAGAUUUUUGGAUUGGCACGAUGGAGAAGGAAUUGGAAGUAGUUUGAAGUAGACCUGCACCGAAUAAAGUUAUGAUAAGGCCAACAAGAAGGGCAAGAGUUGAUAAUGGACACACACACAUUCAUAGUUUGGCACAUCGAUGUAAAGGAAGACACAUUUAGUGAGAGUUUGAAGCAGAACGGCGAAUGGAUAGUAGCGAAGGAUAAAAGUAAUAUUUUGUGAUCUUAAAAAAUGUAUAACUUUGCGUGGUCUAAUCAGUUCUCAGUUGCAUAGAAAGGUUGAUGAUGAUGAGUUUUCUCCAGGCUGAUUGUGUGUCGAGAGUAUUUGUAUUUGUUUCCCGUUGUAAAUAAUUUGCUAGAUGUGAUGAAAGUGGAAAUACGAUAUAAAAUACACAAAAGCAAGACAAAAUAGUGCAUAGAAACAUGCAAAAAAACUGUAAUUGGAAACACCUAGCGAUGUAGCUUUACUCUAAACGCGAUGCAGGAAGAAGUUUACCAGUUGUGUAGCGAUUAGGGACUGCUUCGAAUGACUUUGUGACUUUCGGUACUUGGGUUUUGUUUGUUUCCCUACGCCAUCCAUAGUUUAAUGGUUCUUGUUCGCACUCGUCGUGUGCUUCUGAGCUUUCCUUCGUUGAAACGCGAAAACACAACCAACCAAACGGAAUUAAACACUUUGUGAACAGCGUAAAAGACAUGAUAUGCUUGCCACUAAUCAAUGGGACGUUAAGCUAAAACGUGAAACAAACAAACAGAUGUUAAGACAGUGAAGAAAAGAGGAAUGUCCCUCGUUGGUAAAUUUGUGAGGGCACCAACUAUCCCCUCCCCAUACAUAUAUGGUCAGACAGGGUCAGAAACGAUACGCAUACGAGCUCCUUCCAACUGAACUGAAACACUACAAUGUAAAUUUGAAGAGCAAAUAUUAAGUGUACACCCGACGGUCGACGACAGCUGACCGUAUUUGAAUUACCAAUAAAAAUACUUAUCAAUGUUGCUGCAGUGUGGCGAAUAAAAGGAACAAA
Messenger RNA from Anopheles funestus (African malaria mosquito), 11607 nucleotides. RefSeq names its product microtubule-associated serine/threonine-protein kinase 2 (gene dop). Bases 1698 to 8669 code for a protein of 2323 amino acids. Gene Ontology annotation, molecular function: protein serine/threonine kinase activity; magnesium ion binding; protein binding. Lineage: Eukaryota; Metazoa; Arthropoda; Insecta; Diptera; Culicidae. The transcript has 4 exons. The record is from RefSeq and is a predicted model, not a curated record. Gene Ontology annotation, biological process: peptidyl-serine phosphorylation; intracellular signal transduction.